UUGAUAGCAUUGUGUAACUAUAAUUUACAGAAUAAAUUAUUUGAAGUGCUAUCAAACAACUUUAGAUCCUUUUAAAUUCUACACUAUAUUGGAACAUUAUACACAUAUUUUUUAUUUAAAUUAUCCAUAAAAAUUUAAUUCUUAAAGGCAUAUGUAAUGAUUCACAUUAAUUAGAUUACUCUAAAUUCAAGCUGACAGUACUUUUUAUGUGUCAGACGACGUGGCACUUACAGAACUAAAUGUAAAUGUAUUUAAUACAACCGUACAUGAUUUCAUUUGAAUAUUUUAUUGGAUGAGUUUAUUGGAUCUCAUGCUAUAGAACAGAUAUAAGAGAAGCAUGAUGCUUAUGUACCUGCAGUUGUGCGUGGAUAGUCAAAUGUGCAUAAGGAAAACACUUUACAAUUGUCAAUGUGUAAAUAUAAAUAGUGUUAAUCGUGAACGUUUAUUUACAAAACCUGAUUAAAAAAAUGGAGGUAAUUACUUUAACGGAUAUUUAUAAUCCAACUACACUCUUCUCUAAUGAAGUGUUGCCCACACUUCAAAAUUUUACUACAAUAACUACAGUGGGACCACAAUUUGCAAGGCAGAUAAUGCGUUUUAACAAUCAAACAGUUGUUAGUAAAGUACCUGAAGAAAUGUUACACUUAAUUGAUACAUAUUGGUACCGGUUUCCACCAUUGGAUCCAUUAUGGCAUAAAGUCUUAGGCUUUGUUAUGAUCAUAUUGGGAAUUAUGGGUUGGUGUGGUAAUGGUGUAGUGGUUUACGUAUUUUUAUUGACACCCUCCUUAAGAACGCCGAGUAAUCUGCUUGUAGUAAAUUUGGCUUUUUCUGACUUCAUAAUGAUGGGCUUCAUGUGCCCACCCAUGGUAAUUUGUUGUUUCUAUGAAACAUGGGUUCUGGGACCUUUAAUGUGUGACAUUUAUGCAAUGGUUGGUUCAUUAUGUGGAUGUGCUUCUAUUUGGACAAUGACAGCCAUUGCUCUUGAUAGAUAUAAUGUUAUAGUAAAGGGUAUGUCUGGAACACCCCUUACUAUAAAAAGAGUAAUAGUUGAGAUACUAGCUAUAUGGAUGUUUGGUCUAUUGUGGACAAUUUUUCCUAUGGUGGGAUGGAAUAGAUAUGUUCCAGAGGGUAAUAUGACUGCAUGCGGGACGGAUUAUCUUACACUGGAUUGGUCCUCGAAAUCAUACAUAUUAGUUUACUCUGUAUUUGUUUACUACACACCGUUGUUCACUAUUAUAUACAGCUAUUACUUCAUUGUAUCGACUGUCGCGGCACACGAGAAAGCAAUGAGAGACCAAGCAAAGAAAAUGAACGUUGCAUCUUUAAGAUCCGGAGAACAAGGAGGUACUAGUGCUGAAGCGAAAUUAGCAAAGGUAGCAUUGACAACAAUCUCGUUAUGGUUUAUGGCAUGGACACCUUAUCUGGUGAUCAAUUAUAUCGGAAUAUUCAAUCGUACUCUAAUCACUCCUCUCUUCACUAUAUGGGGCUCUCUAUUUGCCAAGGCGAACGCGAUAUACAAUCCAAUCGUUUACGGAAUCAGUCAUCCAAAGUAUAGAGCCGCAUUAAAGGAGAAGCUACCAUUCUUAGUUUGCGGAUCAACCGAGGAACCCGCCGCUGCAGGAGGAGAGAAGUCUUCGGAAGCCGCUGGAUAGUCUUAGGACAUUGGAAUCCGGGAAUGCCACUACCGAUAAACGUUCCUCUUUACUAGACGUUGAUAAAACACAAAACUUUCACGUUGCUUGCAUAAUUUAUUUGCAUUUGUAUUUAUAAAAUUAAGGGUACAGAUACGACGCUCACGUCAUAUCUCACAUUAGUGUAUGAUGCAUGCUUACUAAACUAGUAAACACAGAGCAGAGAUAGUACCUGCUAUACCAAAGUGACCAUGUAUAAUCGCUGCGGAAUAAACUGUACAACGUUGAAACCGUCACCUAUGACUCGACGCUGCACGGUCCGCAUUGUGGUGCGAAUGAGAACCGUACGCUGAUCCAUCGGCCAUGGAUGGGAUCAGAACGUCGUUGAUUUAUUCCCGCAGUUCUGGAACAGUUCCGUAUACUGGAGAUACGCGUUCGAAGUAGAUGUGCUUGUUCCGACGAUGGCGUGCCCCGCUUCCUCUUCCUCCUCCUCGGACGACCCGCGAUUUCGAUCGGAACGCGUUCCCCGUGAUUUGUACAAAAAGAUUUCUCAACGCGAGAACCGAUACUAAUAUUUACAAUUCCGUGUCUGUAAUGAAACUUAACAUCGUGAUUAUCCUUUACAGUUCAUCGAUCUUGGCCCGGUUGUGAUCUUUCGUCGCAUACGAUGUUUCGCGCGGAACCGUGGUCGCUUUACGCGUUAGCUUUCUCGCCGUCCGCAACGGUGGUGGUGCCAGAAACGGUGGAGGUCGCGUCCGUCGGUGCUGGCUCGGAGGCGCACGCCAACGACGGGAAUUUCUGGAAGAGCGCAGCUCGGUAUUUCGGAU
Molecule: messenger RNA, 2458 nt
Organism: Nomia melanderi (Alkali bee)
Lineage: Eukaryota; Metazoa; Arthropoda; Insecta; Hymenoptera; Halictidae
Gene: Lop2
Product: long wavelength sensitive opsin 2
Biological process (GO): phototransduction; visual perception; G protein-coupled receptor signaling pathway
Cellular component (GO): membrane
Molecular function (GO): G protein-coupled receptor activity
Source: RefSeq, a predicted model, not a curated record